AUGGGUAGUAGGGAUUGGGGUAAUAUACUCAACUGUUUGGAGCCUAUGGUUUCGGAGUUAAUGAAUGCUGAUCUUAUCAAGCCUGUUUCUGAGGAGGAGAUUAAGGCUGCUGUUCAUCAAAUGGGGGGUUUGAAGGCUCCGGGACCGGACGGGUUUCAAGGUAUUUUUUAUCACUCCUUCUGGGACAUUAUUGUUGCUGAGGUGAAUGGUUUGGUGAUGGAUUUCAUGCAGGGUGUGGGUAACUCUCGAAGCAUUAACUCUACGUACUUAGUUUUGAUUCCUAAAGUCCCUACUCCUGAACUGGUGUCCCAAUAUCGUCCUAUCAGUCUUUGCAAUUUCUCUUUUAAGAUUCUUUCCAAGGUGUUGGCAAAUCGUUUGCAACCUUUGCUGCCUCUGUUAAUCUCACCUAUGCAGAACGUUUUUAUUGCGGAUAGGCAAAUUCAGGAGAACCUUGGGCUUGCUCAUGAAUUGUUCCAUUUCUUGAAGCUGAGGAAAACUAAGCAGAAGUUUGAGAUGUGUGUUAAAUUGGACAUGCAAAAGGCGUAUGACCGAGUUGAAUGGGACUUCUUGGAAGCGGUUUUGUUGAAACUCGGUUUUAGUCGUGACUGGACCAAUUUGGUCAUGAACUGUGUGCGUACGGUGAAGUUUGCGAUCUUACUGAAUGGUCAGCCUGGGAAAUGGUUUUCUCCCUCUCGUGGAAUCCGUCAAGGAGACCCUCUCUCUCCGUAUUUGUUUCUUAUGGUUAGUGAUGUUCUUUCCCGUAUGAUUCAGAGGGGAGUAGACGAUAUGCGGCUUAACGGUAUCCACAUGAAUCCUCGUGGUCCUUGUAUUUCGCACCUGUUUUUCGCGGAUGAUACUUUAAUCUGCCUUCAGGCGACUCAGAGAAAUGGUGAAAAUAUUAUGCAUAUCCUCAACCAGUAUUGUUUGGCCUCGGGUCAGAUGAUGAAUCUUCAAAAGUCUAGUGUGUACUUUGGUCGGAACACUCCAGCUCAGGUGAGGUCGCAGCUUGGCUCCUUAUUAGGGAAGGAAGUUUUACUGAAGGCUGUUGUUCAAGCUAUUCCUACCUACCAUAUGAAUUUAUUUAAAUUCCCGGUUGCUGUUUGCAAAGACCUAGACUCUAUGUCCGCGGGCUUUUUGUGGGGUGACUGUGGUGGGCAUAGGAGGAUUCAUUGGGUGAAUUGGGAUACUCUGGGUCGGCCUAAAUAUGAAGGGGGUUUGGGAUUUCGGAAUUUCCAGGACUUCAAUGAUGCGUUGUUAGUCAAACAAUGCUGGUGUUUGAUUCUUAAUCCUAAUUCGUUAUGGGCUCAGACGCUAAAGGCACGGUACUUCCUUCACUCUUCCUUCUUGGAUGCGAAGUUAGGAAGUCGUGCCUUUUGGGCUUGGGCUAGCCUUCCCGUGGGUCGUGACAUUCUGAAAAAUGGAGCUCACUGGCAGAUUCUGAAUGGCAAGGAUACUCGGCUUUGGGUUGAUAGAUGGCUACCCUCUCUUCCUCUUGGGCAUCCUAUUCCCAGUUCUCCCACUUCUGUCACUUUGAAUACCAAGGUCUCCUCCCUUAUCUGCCCGAGUACCAAGUCGUGGGACAUUGAAUUUUUACGUCCGUUCAUUUCUGAGGUGGAACUAAAAGCUAUUUAUGAUAUUCCUUUGGGGAAUUGUUCUCGCCGGGACCGAUUGAUCUGGACGUCGAGUAGGUUGGGUAAUUAUUCGGUCCGGUCGGGUUAUCACUGGAUCCAUUCCUCAUGGGAGUUGACGAGGGCUCCUGCUUCUGUCGUCACAAGUACUUUGGGGACCUCGUUUUGGAAAGCUAUUUGGCAUGCUAAAGCCCCGCCGAAAAUUCGUCAUUUUUUAUGGCGAGCUGUUAGUGAGGCUUUGGCCACUGUGGGGGGUUUGUUUAAGCGCAGGUCUGCUUCAUCUCCCAUGUGUCCUAUUUGUAAGACUCAGGAGGAAUCAGUGCUUCAUUUGCUGCUGAGGUGUCCUUGGGUUGAGCCAAUUUGGUAUGGUGGUCCGCUUGGUCUUCGGAGGGUUGGUGAAGGUGUGUCUUCUUAUCAUCACUGGCUCAGUGUUUUGAUCAACCAUACUCCUAAUCUUCAGGACCGAUCGAGGCUUCUCUCUGUCAUUGCUUUCUCUUGCUGGUACAUUUGGAAGUUUGAUGGUAUGGCUAGGUUGGCUGCGGUGCUGAGGGAUCAUAAUGGGCUUUUUGUUGCGGCCCACAAGUGGUCUAUUGGUGCUCCGUUUGUGGUGUUCGCUGAAGCUUUGGCGAUGCUAAAGGGCUGUGAGUUGGCGGCUGAGUUGGGUUUUCGGUGGAUUGUUGCUGAAUCGGACUCGCUUGAGGUAGUCUCGUCUUUGAAGGGUGAUAUUGCCCAGGGCAGCUGGGAAGUAUUCCCCAUCCUAGAAUCUAUUUUAUGGUUGGGGAAUUCUUUUCAGGGCUGUCGCUGGUCUUGGGUUCCAAGACUGGCCAAUUAG
Molecule: messenger RNA, 2460 nt
Organism: Malus domestica (apple)
Lineage: Eukaryota; Viridiplantae; Streptophyta; Magnoliopsida; Rosales; Rosaceae
Molecular function (GO): nucleic acid binding; RNA-DNA hybrid ribonuclease activity
Source: RefSeq, a predicted model, not a curated record